GGGAGGGGCAGUAGCGGAGCCUGCAGCUCCAUCGUCCUGCUCCCUGGCAGCACUCUCUCCCUGGCUAUCUGACUGCUCACAUCAUGGAGCCCAACAGCCCCAAGAAGAUCCAGUUCUCAGUGCCCCUCUUCCAGAGCCAGCUGGACCCCCAGGCAGCAGAGCAUAUCCGCAGAAGAAGACCUACUCCCGCCACGCUGGUGUUCUACACCGACCCAGCUGCAUCAGGAGCAGAGGACAGGAAGAGGAUAAGCAGUCAAGCCGAGAAUGCAGAGCUGUCCCCUGCCCAGAGAAAGCAGGGGGUAUUCACCCCACCCACCAUGAAAGGUAGGGAGCAGGCUGACCCCCACAGAGCUUGUGAGGAUGUGAGAGAGCACCACAGACUCGCACAGACACACCCAGACACGCCUUUAGAGGAGCGGCCAGGGGCCCCACCCAGGCGGAAAGACACGCCUUAUCAGCACCUGCUCCCCUUUGCCACAGAGGGAAAGCUGCUGAAGAUGCCCACUGACUCUUCCUUUCCUGAGGAGGAGGAAGGUCUGCCUGAGCUGGAAACCCUCCUCCAACAGCUGGAGCCCCUCCCCAAACAACCAAAAGAGGCAGAGCUCCUCUCCAAACAGCUGGAGCCCCGCCCUAAAGAGCUGGAGUCCCUCCCCAAAGAGCUGGAGUCCCUCCCCAAAGUGCUGGAGUCCCGCCCCAAAGAGCUGGAGCCCCUCCCCAAAGAGCUGGAGUCCCUCCCCAAAGAGCUGGAGCCUGUCCCCAAACAGCCAGAGGGAAUGAUCCAGCAAGGAGAUGAUGGGGACCCUUAGAGAGGGUGCACGACCCCUUUCAGCACCUCCAUUUUAUAACAGAUUCA
This is a messenger RNA of Conger conger (European conger), 853 nucleotides long. RefSeq names its product protein phosphatase 1 regulatory subunit 1C-like. Gene Ontology annotation, molecular function: protein phosphatase inhibitor activity. Bases 84 to 806 code for a protein of 240 amino acids. The transcript has 6 exons. Gene Ontology annotation, biological process: intracellular signal transduction. NCBI's taxonomy places the organism in Eukaryota, Metazoa, Chordata, Actinopteri, Anguilliformes, Congridae. The record is from RefSeq and is a predicted model, not a curated record. Gene Ontology annotation, cellular component: cytoplasm.